This is a messenger RNA of Trifolium pratense (red clover), 744 nucleotides long. RefSeq lists its product as uncharacterized. The record is from RefSeq and is a predicted model, not a curated record. NCBI's taxonomy places the organism in Eukaryota, Viridiplantae, Streptophyta, Magnoliopsida, Fabales, Fabaceae. The transcript is spliced from 3 exons. The coding region runs from base 235 to 744 and encodes 169 amino acids.
UUAACAUCCCUGAUUCUUGGUUAGGUGAGGCGGCGUCAGCUCUCUGUUGUAAAGUGAGAAAGAUUCAUUUCCUUUAUUUGGGUCUUCCUAUUGGGGGUGAUCCGAGGCGUUUAGGUUUUUGGGAACCGGUUUUGGACCGUUUGAAGAAUCGUUUGUCGGGUUUGAGGAGUCGCUUUCUUUCUUUUGGUGGUCGUCUAGUUCUGCUUAAAUCCGUUCUGACCUCUCUGCCUGUCUAUGCUCUUUCCUUCUUUAAAGCUCCAUCAGGAUCAUGUUUCCGAUAGGUGGCAGUGGCAGUCUGACUUGGCUGAUGGUUAUACUGUUCGUGGAGCAUAUCUGUUUUUGACGACGCGGGAUGCAGUUACUUUGGAUGUUGCGUCAGGUCUUAUUUGGCACCGCCAGGUUCCUUUGAAGGUUUCUAUCUUUGCAUGGCGACUCUUGCGGGACAGGUUACCUACCAAAGCAAACCUGGUUACUCGAGGGAUCUUAUCUGAGGCGGCCCAUCAUUGUGUUUCUGGCUGCGGAGGGGUUGAGUCGGCUCAUCACUUAUUCCUUUCUUGCAGCACUUUUGGUGCCCUUUGGUCUCUUGUCAGCUCCUGGAUUGGCUCUUCUCUGGUGACUGCUCAGACUCUUUCCGAUCACUUUGUUCAGUUUACAGGUUCAGCAGGGGGUCUUCGAGCACAACGUUCUUUCAUGCAGCUUAUAUGGCUUGCUGUUGUGUGGGUUGUGGUUGAAAGCGACGAGUAG